This is a messenger RNA of Saprolegnia diclina VS20, 1059 nucleotides long. Its product is annotated as chitinase. Gene Ontology annotation, molecular function: chitin binding; hydrolase activity, hydrolyzing O-glycosyl compounds. Gene Ontology annotation, biological process: carbohydrate metabolic process. The record is from RefSeq and is a predicted model, not a curated record. Lineage: Eukaryota; Oomycota; Saprolegniomycetes; Saprolegniales; Saprolegniaceae. The transcript has 2 exons. The coding region runs from base 1 to 1059 and encodes 352 amino acids.
AUGCACCGCCUUCUGAUGAUAUCGCUUCUGCUCCAGAGCUGCGUCAGUCUGAGUCGCCACCCGCUUGUGGGGUACUGGCACGACUUUACCAACCCCGCCGGCAGCACGUACCCACUGCAUCAAAUCUCGGUCGACUGGGACGUCAUCCUCGUGGCGUUUGCAAGCGCACUCGGCAACGGCAGCGUCGGCUUGACGCUGGACCCAGGCGCGGGCUCGGAAGCGACCUUCAUUGCUGACAUUGCGGUGUUGCGAGCGUCCGGCAAGAUCGUUGCGCUCUCGCUCGGCGGCCAAAAUGGUGCCGUGACGCUGGGCGAUGCGACCGAGACGGCCAACUUUGUCUCGACGACCUACGACAUUUUGAAAAAGUAUGGCUUUGACGGCAUCGACAUUGACUUGGAGAACGGCGUCUCGCAAGGUCUCCCGAUCAUCAACAACCUCAUCAACGGCGUCAAGCAGCUCAAGCAAAAGAUCGGCGACUCGUUCUACCUCUCGAUGGCGCCCGAACACCCGUACGUCCAGGGCGGCUACGUAGCGUUUAGCGGUAUCUGGGGCGCGUACCUCCCGAUCAUUGACGGUCUCCGCAACGAGCUCACGCAGAUCCACGUCCAGUACUACAACAACGGCGGCUUUGUCUACAUUGACGGCCGCACGCUCAACGAAGGCACGGUCGACUGCCUCGUCGGCGGCUCGCUCAUGCUCAUCGAGGGGUUCCAGACCAACUAUGGCGCUGGCUGGAAGUUCAACGGUCUGCGUCCGGACCAGGUUUCGUUCGGUGUUCCGUCGGGCCCGUCGUCGGCAGGCCGGGGCUUUGUGACGCCAGAGACUGUCAAGCGGGCGUUGACAUGCCUCGCGCAAGGCGUCGGCUGCGACACGAUUCAGCCCAAUACGACGUACCCGACGUACCGUGGUGUCAUGACGUGGAGCAUCAACUGGGACAGCCACGACGGCUACGCCUUCAGUGGCGCCAACACAUGCGUCGUCCAUUCCCUCGAUUUCACCCGCAUCGUCAACCGCCGCACCAACGUCAGCUGCACCCAUCACACCAGCACCAAGCAAUAA